Messenger RNA from Aspergillus ibericus CBS 121593, 1917 nucleotides. RefSeq lists its product as uncharacterized. The record is from RefSeq and is a predicted model, not a curated record. Gene Ontology annotation, biological process: carbohydrate metabolic process. The transcript is spliced from 2 exons. NCBI's taxonomy places the organism in Eukaryota, Fungi, Ascomycota, Eurotiomycetes, Eurotiales, Aspergillaceae. Bases 1 to 1917 code for a protein of 638 amino acids.
AUGCGACCUUUAUCAGCUUUGACAAGUUUUGCACUGGGUCCCUAUCUAUUAUCAAGCACCGGCGAGGCUAGGCUAUCUCCGAAGUCCCCACCAGCCCCCAUCAUUGAUCGGUCCCAAGUGGUUUCCAGAUUCAACCCUUUCCGCAAUGCCAGCUCGACAAGCACCCCGAUGCAGGUGGGAAAUGGGAACUUCGCAUUCGGGGCUGAUGUGACCGGUCUGCAGACCUUUUUGCCGUAUGGCAUCCUUUCGUCCUGGGGUUGGCAUAAUUCGUCGCUACCUGCAAAUUCCACGCCGUCGGAUUUCACAGGUUUAGACUGGUGGACUCAUGGUCGGCUAGUGAAUUAUGACAUGCCCAAUCCUGCAGAGGCGGCCAUCUCUCAGUGGUUGAUUGCCAAUCCACACCGUAUCAACUUAGGCCGCAUCGGAUUCAUAUUUGGAGGAAGUUACGCGAACUAUACCGAAGAUGACCUGCAGGAGAGGUCACAAGUACUAGAUAUUUACCAGGGAUUUCUGCAUGGUAGUGGUGCGUCUAUCUCCAGGGUUGACCAUUCCCAUCGGUAUGUACUCCAGCCAAAUGGUAACCGCACGGCAGUUUUUGAAUUCACAGCCAACUUCUCACAACAUGGGACCUUCAAUCCAUCAUCACUAUCUGUUGAUGCAAUCAUCGCACGAUCUCGGCAAUGGUGGUCGACCUACUGGGAAACCGGAGCCUUUGUGGAUUUGACGGCAACUGGGAAUGCUACAGCAGUAGAGAUUCAAAGACGUGCAAUUCUGUCCCAAUACCUACUGGCGGUCAAUGAAGCCGGGUAUGAUCCGCCACAGGAAUCAGGCCUGGUGAAUAAUGGAUGGUAUGGCAAGUUCCAUAUGGAGAUGUACCUAUGGCACUCGGCUCACUGGACCCCAUGGGGCAAACUCCCUUUACUGGAGCGGAGUAUCGGUGUCUAUGAUCGGUUCCUUCCGUCAUCGCUGGAACGGGCAGCAAAUCAGGGGUAUAAAGGCUUGAGAUGGGGGAAGAUGAGCGAUCCAAGCGGGAGAUCUGCUCCAGGGGAGAUCAACGCGCUGCUUAUAUGGCAACAACCCCAUGUGUUUUACUUCGCAGAGAGCGAGUACCAGUCUAUACGCUCCGCCGGGGGAAACACAAACGAUGUUCUAGCGAAAUGGGAUCACAUAUUGACCGAGUCAGCGGAGUUUAUGGCAUCCUUUGCUUUUUGGAACGCCUCCACGAAUGUUUAUGACCUCGGGCCUCCCAUGUACCCCGUCUCGGAGAAUACCCCGCCAAACAGUACCCGCAACCCCACGUUCGAGCUCGCAUAUUGGCACUUUGGUCUCGAUGUUGCCAUAUCAUGGAAAGCCCGGCUUGGCCAAGAAGCCCCCUCAUCAUGGAGCCAUGUUAAAGACAACCUCGCGUCGCUACCUACAGUAGAGACGACGAAUAGCUCGGGUGAUGAGGUCCUCACAUACACCCUCUAUGAAGGCAUCCCGAAUAUGUGGACAGACUCAGACACCGUGACUGACCAUCCAGCACUCACUGGAAUCUACGGACUCUUGCCGCCCUCGGCAGUCGUGAACAAGACAAUCGUCACUGCGACAGCGGCUGAAGUCGCCAAUGUCUGGAACUUCACGGAUUGCUGGGGCUGGGACUUCCCCAUGCUGGCAAUGAACGCGGCAAGGCUGGGAGACGUGGAGGCGGCGGUGGAAUAUUUAGUGCAUUCAAAUUUUGACUUUGACGAUGUCGGCAUGCCCGUUGGAACCAAGGCGCCCACACCCUAUUUUCCAGGCAGCGCGGCCCUGUUGCUUGCUGUUGCAAUGAUGACUGGCGGUUGGGACGCCGCAAGUAACACCAGUCAGCAAGGUUUUGCGCCGGGGUUCCCGGCUCAGUGGGAAGUCCAAGCUGAGGGGUUUGGGCGGAUGUUGUGA